AUGAUAUCAAUCAAGCUCAAACUCCUAUGUUCAAGUGGCCGUAGCGUUACGUUUUGGUCCAGAGGAAUUCAUAAGCCGAAAAUCGUACCACCUGAAACUUUCCAUAUCGACGGAGAGUCUUUUUUGCCUGAUGAGAAAUGGAAUUUGUCUCCAGCUGUGAUUCAGAAAUUGCAGAGGCGAUUACUUUUCGAAUCUGGAAAUCCACUUUGCUUGCUGAAAAAGCGUAUUGUCGAUUAUAUAUAUGGAAAAUAUCGUGUAAAAGGUGGAAACUCUCCACAAUUUACUGUUAUUGAUAAUCAAUCGCGAGUUGUAUCUGUAUUUGACAAUUUCGAUUCAUUACUUGUGCCUAUUGAUCAUGUCAGUCGAAGUACUCUAGAUACUUACUACAUCAACAAAGAUUACUGCUUGAGAUCACAUACCUCAGCUCAUCAGCAUUCACUCAUCAAACAAGGUUUAGAUAGUUUCUUGGUAAUUGGUGAUGUAUAUCGUCGUGAUGCAAUUGAUCGCACUCACUUUUCAUGCUUUCAUCAAGUUGAAGGUGUACGUUUGUUUACCGCUGCAGAGUUAUUUAACGACCCGUUAAAUCCAAAUCAGAAGCCACUGUUCAUAAAUGGUUCAAGAACAUCAGAAAAACAGGAGCUGCAUACAGAAAAUGCAGCCGAAUGUUUGGUCAAAGAUUUAAAAGAAAAUUUAGAGGAUCUGUGUCGUAUUAUAUUUAACUUUGAAUGUGAUAUGAGAUGGGUUGGUGCAGAUUUUCCAUUCACUUACCCAUCAUUCGAGCUAGAAGUUUACUACGAAAACAGAUGGAUGGAGGUUCUUGGCUGUGGUAUUAUAGAACAAGAUCUUUUGAAAAUAGCUGGUGUUGUAGACAGAGUUGGUUGGGCAUUUGGUCUUGGUCUUGAGCGACUUGCUAUGAUCCUUUACGGCAUUCCGGAUAUUAGAUUAUUUUGGAGUCGUGAUUCAGGAUUUCUAUCUCAGUUUACGGGAAAAUCCUCAACAGAAAACUUUAAAUAUGUGCCUGUUAGUGUCCAUCCACAAGUCCUGUAUGAUUUAUCCUUCUGGCUUCCUGAUGGUAUGAGUCCUGAUGAGAUGAAUGCGGAAACUUGUGACUUAAUACGUUCUACAGAUGAUUCACUAAUUGAACAAGCAAACGAUUGCCAUUUUACAUUUUCAUAUUCUCACUAUAAUUUAAAGUCAACUGAAAACGUUCGUUUUCAGGUUAAAAUGAUCGACACUUUUUUGCAUCCAAAAACGAAGAAAAUAAGUCAGACUUACCGUUUGGUUUACCGCAGUCAUGAUAAAGCUCUUACAAAAGAAGAAGUAAACCGAAUUCACUUCAAAAUCAGGCAAAAAAUGGUCGAGAAUUAUGGCGUUAUGUUGCGAUGA
Thelazia callipaeda (thelaziosis nematode) is the source of this 1386-nucleotide messenger RNA. NCBI's taxonomy places the organism in Eukaryota, Metazoa, Nematoda, Chromadorea, Rhabditida, Thelaziidae. The record is from the annotation of a GenBank genome assembly.